GUCAAGCAUGCGCUUAUUUUUAAGGUUAUAUUUUCUUGAGUUUUUGCAUUGGUUUUACUAAGCUCUUUGAUUUAAAAAAUGACUGAUUUUGUGUUAAAUGAUAGUGAUACAGAAUUGGAUUCUGAUGAAGAGUUACAAGAAGCCUUUGCUAAAGGAUUACUUAAACCGGGUCUUAAUGAAGAAAUCGAGAAAGUAGAGAAAAAGUAUGUAAAUAAUGUAGCCGAUUUGAAGGCAAAACUGAAAGAGUUUAAACUGAAAUUACCAUGGGUUGAAACUUUAGAUUUAGUGACCACUGUUGCGCCUAUGGCACCAGACGUGGCUCUACAAUUAGAAGAAACAACACAGAGACAGAAAAAUAUAAAGGAAAACAGCAAAGGCAGUCACAUAUAUGAUCCUGCACAGGAUCCAGUAUUGAAUGAGUUCAAACGGGAGAAUCUGAUCCACCGUCAGGCGCAAGCUGCUGUUGUUGAGGGCAUUAAGAGACUGAAGGAGCUUGGUGUUCCUACAAGGAGGCCAGACGACUUCUUUGCGGAAAUGGCAAAGACUGAUGAGCAUAUGCAGAAGGUGCGCAAGAACUUGCUGGCUAAGCAAGCAGCCCAGGCACGCACAGAAAAAGUGCGCCAGCUCAGGGAGCAAAAGAAAAUUGCUAAAAGAGUGCAGAUUGAUGCAAAGCUGAAACAAGUUGCUGAAAAGAAACAAAUAUUAGAACAAUUAAAACGUGUUAGGAAAGGAAAAUCAUCUGAUUUAGAUUUCCUUGAAGACAAAAAAGAUCAAAGGAACCCUAACCAAAAGGGUGGACAUCUUAAUAAGAAAAUUUCAAAGAAACGCUCUCAUAAGGACAAAAAGUUUGGUUUUGGGGGUAAAAAGAAAGGAUCCAAAUUAAAUACUAGAGAGUCUACAAAUCAGAUGGAUGGAUUCAACAGUUCAGCUAAAAAGAAACCAUUUAAUCCUAGGAGUAGCUUUAAGCCUAAAGGCAAGAAGAAUCAAAGACCUGGGAAGUCUAAAAGGAAGAAUGCAAAGAGAUAA
Molecule: messenger RNA, 1026 nt
Organism: Hyposmocoma kahamanoa
Lineage: Eukaryota; Metazoa; Arthropoda; Insecta; Lepidoptera; Cosmopterigidae
Product: probable rRNA-processing protein EBP2 homolog
Exons: 5
Coding region: 79-1026 (315 amino acids)
Biological process (GO): ribosomal large subunit biogenesis; rRNA processing
Cellular component (GO): preribosome, large subunit precursor; nucleolus; nuclear periphery
Source: RefSeq, a predicted model, not a curated record